Anopheles stephensi (Asian malaria mosquito) is the source of this 5975-nucleotide messenger RNA. RefSeq names its product DNA topoisomerase 2 (gene Top2). Gene Ontology annotation, molecular function: DNA binding; DNA topoisomerase type II (double strand cut, ATP-hydrolyzing) activity; ATP binding. NCBI's taxonomy places the organism in Eukaryota, Metazoa, Arthropoda, Insecta, Diptera, Culicidae. The record is from RefSeq and is a predicted model, not a curated record. Gene Ontology annotation, biological process: DNA topological change; resolution of meiotic recombination intermediates; sister chromatid segregation. The transcript has 6 exons. Gene Ontology annotation, cellular component: nucleus. Bases 478 to 5022 code for a protein of 1514 amino acids.
AGAGUAGCGCACACUUUUUACAUUUGAAGCAAAUUCGCCAGCAAACAAAGCAUUUGCCAAUACGUUACCGGCCGCGCGCUUUGACAGGUAGAGACAAAGUUUUUCUCCCGGCACGCGCUCUUUUGCACUGUCGGCGUCAUCGCGUACGAAAGUGCAGCUGUUGUGUUUGUCCGUUCAGGCCAACAAAUUCUUCUCAUUCGCACACUAGAUCUCCCACAGCAAUCUUCUCCUAACCUACAGGUUCGUGCGUGUGUGCGUGAUAUUGUUCGCGAGGCAUUUGCCAAAGCAAUAGAAGUGAGAAAGAGCAAUUUGCCGUGUGUGUUUCGUCCUACAAUUCUGUUCUGGCUGGGGACAACCCCGACGACGCAUCAUCUCGCUACAAAGUGCCGCCGUUUCGUGCGCUUCGAAAGCUAAGCCUACUUCACGGGUACAGGAAGACAAUUGCCGGAUCUGCUGCUUGGAAGAAACGCCACCACCAUGACUGACAUUCGGUCAAUGUUUGCCAAACAGCAGAAUGGCUCACCGGCGGCUGCUACGUCCAGCCCCAAAAUCGGUGGUAAAUCGAUCGAAAAGAUUUACCAGAAAAAAACGCAACUGGAACAUAUCCUGCUCCGACCGGACACGUACAUCGGUUCGGUCGAGAUGGUGAAGGAACCGAUGUGGGUGUUCGACAAGGAGGCCAAAAAGAUGGUCCAGCGUGACAUCACGUACGUGCCAGGCCUGUACAAGAUCUUCGACGAGAUUCUGGUAAACGCGGCCGACAACAAGCAGCGUGAUGCGAAGAUGAGCGUCAUCAAGGUGGAGAUCAAUCAGGAAACGAACACGAUCUCGGUAUGGAACGAUGGAAAGGGCAUACCGGUGGUAAUGCACAAGGAUGAAAAAAUGUUCGUUCCGACGAUGAUCUUUGGCCAUCUGCUCACGUCAUCGAACUACGACGACGACGAGGAAAAGGUGACCGGCGGCCGGAACGGGUACGGUGCGAAGCUGUGCAACAUUUUCAGCACCAAGUUUACGGUCGAGACGGCCUCGAAGCAGUACAAGAAGUGCUUCAAACAGACCUGGGCCGAUAACAUGUCGAAGGUGACCGAGCCGAAGAUUAAGGAAGACUAUUUCGGCGAAGACUACACGAAAAUUACGUUUACGCCCGAUCUUUCCAAGUUUAAGCUGGAAAAGCUGGACGAUGACAUUGUCGGUCUGCUGUCCCGCCGAGCCUACGAUGUGGCGGCGUCGACGCGCGGCGUGACGGUGUUUCUCAACGGUCAGCGGGUCCCGGUGAAGACGUUCAAGGAUUACGUCGAUCUUUACCUGCGGGAUAACACCGACGAGGUGGGCGGGCAGGUGAAGAUCUGCUACGAAGCAGUUAACGAUCGGUGGGAGAUUGCCGUUGCCAUUUCGGAGCGUGGGUUCCAGCAAGUGUCGUUCGUUAACUCGAUUGCCACGACGAAGGGUGGUCGCCAUGUGGACUAUGUGGCGGAUAUGGUCGUGAAGCAGCUGAUCGAGGUGCUGAAGAAGAAGAACAAGGGCGGCGUUACGAUUAAACCAUUCCAGGUGAAGAACCACAUGUGGGUCUUCAUCAACUGUCUGAUCGUGAACCCGACGUUCGACUCGCAGACGAAGGAAAACAUGACGCUGCAGGCGAAGAGCUUCGGUACGAAGUUUACCCUGUCGGAUAAGUUUAUUGGGGCCGUAUCGAAGAGCGGUAUCGUCGAGUCGGUGCUGCAGUGGGCCAAAUUUAAAGCGCAAACCGAUCUUGCCAAAACUUCCGGCUCGAAGAAGUCCAAGAUCAAGGGCAUUCCGAAGCUGGAAGACGCCAACGACGCCGGUACGCGCAAUUCGCUCAACUGUACGCUCAUCCUUACGGAGGGAGAUUCGGCCAAAACGUUGGCCGUUUCCGGGUUGGGAGUGGUCGGACGCGACACGUACGGAGUGUUUCCGUUGCGUGGUAAGCUGCUGAACGUGCGCGAAGCCACCCACAAACAGAUUCUGGAAAAUGCCGAAAUCAACAAUCUGAUCAAGAUUUUGGGUCUGCAGUACAAGAAGAAGUAUCUUACGAUCGAGGACCUGAAGACGCUCCGGUACGGCAAGCUGAUGAUCAUGACCGAUCAGGAUCAGGACGGUUCGCACAUUAAAGGUUUGCUGAUCAACUUCAUCCACACCAACUGGCCAGAGCUUUUGCGGCUGCCGUUCCUCGAGGAGUUUAUUACGCCCAUCGUGAAGGCGUCGAAAAAGAAUGGCGAAGAGCUGUCCUUCUUCUCGCUGCCCGAGUUUGAGGAGUGGAAGGCGGACACACCGAACGCGCACACGUACAACAUCAAGUACUACAAGGGUUUGGGUACGUCCACCUCGAAGGAGGCGAAGGAAUACUUCCAGAACAUGGAACGCCAUCGGAUUCUGUUCCGCUACGAGGAUACCGGUGACGAUGACGCCAUUCUGCUGGCGUUCUCGAAGAAAGCGAUCGAACAGCGCAAAGACUGGCUGACGGCGCACAUGGAAGAGUGCCGGCAUCGGAAGCAGGUCGGACUGCAGGAGCGCUACCUGUACACGAAAUCGACGCGCGAGAUUUCCUACAAGGAUUUCGUCAAUCUCGAGCUGGUGCUGUUCUCCAACUCGGACAACAUUCGCUCGAUUCCGUGCAUGCUGGAUGGGUUGAAGCCGGGCCAGCGGAAGGUAAUGUUUACGUGCUUCAAGCGUGACGAUAAGCGCGAGGUGAAGGUGGCCCAGCUGGCUGGAUCGGUGGCAGAAAAGUCGGCGUACCAUCACGGUGAGCAGUCGCUCUGCUCCACCAUCAUCAACCUGGCGCAGAAUUACGUCGGCAGCAACAACAUCAACCUGCUGUAUCCGGGCGGCCAGUUUGGUACGCGCCUGACCGGCGGAAAGGAUAGUGCCAGCCCGAGGUACAUCUUCACCAUGAUGUCGGUGCUGACGCGCCACAUCUUUCACCCGCUGGACGAUCCGCUGCUCGAGUACCAGUUCGAGGACAAUCAGCGCAUCGAACCGGUGUGGUAUUUGCCCAUCAUUCCGAUGCUGCUGAUCAACGGUGCGGAGGGUAUCGGUACCGGGUGGUCGACGAAAAUCCCGAACCACAAUCCGCGCGACGUCAUUGCCAACAUUCGGCGCAUGCUGAACGGGCAGGAACCGAAGGUGCUGAACCCGUGGUACAAAAAUUUCCAGGGCGUCAUUGAGUCGGUCGGUGCGCAGCGGUACAUUACGGCGGGCAACGUUGGGCUGUUGGAUAAUCAGAAGAUUGAGAUUUCCGAACUGCCCAUCGGCACCUGGACGCAAACGUACAAGGAGAACGUGCUGGAGGUGUUGCUGCACGGGUCGGAAAAGCUGAAGCCCGUCAUUUCGGAGUACCGGGAGUACAACACGGACACGACGGUGCGGUUCGUCAUCUCGUUCCUGCCGGGCGAGUACGAAAAGCUGUACGCGGAGGAGGGCGGCUUCCAUCGGGUGUUCAAGCUGACCAGUUCGCUCACGACGUCCACCAUGCACGCGUUCGACGAUAAGAACUAUCUGCGCCGCUACACGCACGCGAAUGACAUUUUCGCCGAGUUUUACACGAUCCGGCUCGAGUAUUACGGCAAGCGGCGGACCUAUUUGCUCGGUAUGUUGCAGGCCGAGGCGGACAGUCUGUCGGAUAAGGCGCGCUUCAUUAUGGAGAAGUGCAGUGGCACGCUGGUGGUGGAGAACAAGAAGCGCAAGCUGCUGAUUGACGAGCUGAUCAAGCGCGGCUACCGGGCGGAUCCGAUCCAGGAGUGGAAGCGCCGCGUCAAGGCGAACGACGAGGAGGGCGAGGAGGAGGACGGUGAGGCCGAAGAGGAAGAGCAGGAGGACGUGAAGCCGGGCAAAUCGUCGGCCAAGGGCGCCAAGGGUCCGGUCGAUCCGGAGAAAGCGUUCCAGAGGCUGACCGACGUGAAGAAGUUCAACUAUCUGCUCGGCAUGUCCAUGUGGAUGCUGACCGAGGAGCGGAAGAACGAAAUUCUCAAGCAGCGCGAUCAGAAGCUGUCCGAACUGAAGGCCCUGCAGGCGAAGACGCCCGAGAUGCUGUGGAACGAUGAUUUGGAUGUGCUGUCCCGCAAGCUGGACGAGUUCGAGGAGAAGGAGCGGCUGGAUGCGAUCAGCACGGAGAAGAAAAUGAAGGGUGCCGCAAGCAAGGUCGGUCCGUCGGGACGUAAAGUAGCGACCGGACGGAAGACCGCCAUCGACGACACGAAACCGAGCAUGGAUGCGGAAGCGGUCAAGUUCCGCAUCUCGGAGGAAAUGGUGAAAAAGUUCGAAAAGGCCGCAUCGGUGAAGGUGAAGAAGGAGAAGAAGGAACCGGGCGAGAACGGCGGGGAGGGUGGUACCGGAGAGCUGGACGAGUUUGAUGCGCUGGUCGAUGGGGCGGCGGCACCGGGCGGUGAGAAACCGAAGCCGAAACCGCGCGUCAAGAAGGAGCCGAAGGAACCGAAAGCACCGAAGGCACCGCGGGUGAAGAAGGAGAAGGGAUCGCCAGCCGAGAAGGGCAAACGGGGACGGAAAAAGAAGAACCAAUCGUCGGAUGAAGAAGAUGCGUUUAAAUCCGACAUGAGCGGUGAUGAUUUCGCACCGCCGGUGAACGUUCCGACACGCGAAAAAACUGGACGUCGUGCGGCCGCCGCAAAGAAGGUCAACUACUCCGUAAUGAAUGACGGAGAGGACGACGACGACGAUGACUUCAACCGGUCGGACGACGAAAUGUUCGCCAACAAUCCGGAAGGUCGCUCGAACGCCGACAGUGAAGUGGAGGAGGUGCAGCAAUCGUCCGCACCGAUCGAUCUGGAUGAUAGCGAUUCGUCGCCGAUAAAGAAGCCCGGCCCGGUGAAAAAGCGAGUCCUAGGACCGAAGGCGGCUGGCGGCACAAAGCGUGGCCGAAAGGCAGCCGACAGUAGCCAGGACAGUGAAGCGGAAAAGCCCGUCAAGAAAACAAAGAAGAAGAUCGUCGAAGGCUCCGAGGAUGAAGAUUCUCCUGUGAUCGAUGAUGACGAUGAUUCGGACUACUAAGCGCGCGCCCGCACUGCCAAGUGCCAAGUUAGUGUCCUAUUGACCACGCCUAAAUGCAAGCAAAAACUACUUACUUACGUGUGGGAGGAAGCGAAUUUGGGGCUGAGCGAAUGCCGAUCAGCAUGUAUAUGUAUGCACGGCAGCAGCAGCAGCAGCAGCAGCAGCUGGUAAGGCCCCUUAGUGGUAAGGCAACAUAUGUAUUUGUGGUUUACACCCAUCUAACAACGGUAAGCGAUGGAGAAAGUAUUAAAGCGGAAUGAUGCUAGAUUUGUGGCGUGUUUUGUGUAAUGUAUGUCUCUCUCACUUGCAAUGUAGCUCUAGUGCUAGGUAUGGUUUAGAUUGUUGUGGGAAAAGGAUGCAGCAGCGGCAGCAGCAGCAGGAGCGAACUACAUACAUUCUUAUCCCAUUUCUCUCUGUUAGUUUUAGUAAACACCCGCAACACAGGAACGCAAAAUCUAGCCCGUUUCGAGCGCUACUUCUCUUCCACAACACACCAGCAGCUGCUCGGGCGAUGUUACAGCGAAUAGAAUUGUAACGAAAGACACCGACACCCCUCUGCUGCACGAAUCCAUUAAAUAAAGCAUGAACAAGCAUGGAAAUCGGACGAGAGGAGAGGCAGUUUGAGCGUUAGGAAUAGAGGUGUUUUACUCUUAACUUGCAAAACCAUCUAUAAAUAUAUAUAUUACCGAUUAAGCGGAUAAGUACAAUGUUAGCACCUAGGAUCACACUUACCUAACGUACGGUGCUACGGCACGUGCAGAGUAGAGUGGUACGAUCAGAAGCGAUCACACCACCGAUAUAUCCUACCAAGAGCUCUGUUACAACCAAUCAUAGCAAAACAAGAGCUGAAUUAUUUAAGUACUUUCCACACACACACACAAGCACACUAAGAAGAUCCACUUUUCGUUUCGAUUCCAUUACACAAAAUAAAUCCAACCUGUAUAUACUUUGUA